GCAUCAUGGGGGGCGGUGACGUCAUCGGGGGGCGCGGGGAGGGCAGUGACGUCAUCGGUGGGCACAAGGGUGUCACUGUUGGGUGUGGGAGGGUCAAUGUUGGGUGUGAUGACGUCAUCAUUGGGUGUGAUGACAUCAUCAGUGGGCACCAGGGUGGCACCGUUGGGUGUGGGAGGGUCAAUGUUGGGUGUGAUGAUGUCAUCAGUGGGUGUGAUGACGUCAUCGUUGGGCACCAGGGUGGCACCGUUGGGUGUGGGAGGGUCAACGUUGGUCAUGGUGACGUCAUCAUCGGGCACCAGGGUGGCACCGCUGGGUGUGGUGACGUCAUCGUUGGGGGCGAUGACGUCAUCGUUGGGCUCGAGGACGUCAACGUUGGUCACGGGGACGUCACCGCUGCCCGGGGUGACGUCAUCGCACGGGACGGGGAUGGUGCCACCGCCCGGCGCGGCCCCAAGGCCAACGAUGACGUCCCCAAGGCCAACAAUGACGUCCCCAUGGUCAACUUUGACAUCCCCAUGACCAGUGUUGAUGUCCCCAUGGUCAACAGUGACGUCCCCAACGUUGACGUCCCCAUGGCCAACGUUGACACCCCCAAUGUUGACACCCCCAACGUUGGCAUCCCCAUGGUCAACCUUGAUGCCGCCAUGACCAACCUUGAUGUCCCCAUGGCCAACAUUGACAUCCCCAUGGCCAAUGUUGACGUCCCCAUGGCCAAUGUUGACGUCCCCAUGGCCAGUGUUGAUGUCCCCAAGGCCAACCUCAAUGUCCCCAAUGUUGACAUCCCCAAAGCCAACCUUGACGUCUCCAAGGCCAACGUUGACACCCCCAAUGUUGACACCCCCAACAUUGGCAUCCCCAAGGCCAACAUUGGCAUCCCCAAGGCCAACAUUGACAUCCCCAUGGCCAAUGUUGACGUCCCCAUGGCCAGUGUUGAUGUCCCCAAUGUUGACAUCCCCAAAGCCAACCUUGACGUCUCCAAGGCCAACGUUGACAUCUCCAAGGCCAACGUUGACAUCUCCAAGGCCAACGUUGGCACCCCCAGUGUUGACACCCCCAACAUUGACGUCCCCAUGGCCGUUGACUUCCCGGCGGGCGCCGACCUCACCGGUUACGUCCUCCCCGGUGCCGCCACCAACGUUGACCCCGGUGCCCCCGCCGGCAGCGCCGGGUACCUGCUGUCGGGGUGCGACGUGUACGUGACGCGGGAGCCGUGCGCGCUCUGCGCCAUGGCCCUGCUGCACACGCGUGUGCGACGCGUGUUCUACCACAAACCCGCCCCCCAGGGCGCCCUGGGCACCCGCUACGGCCUCCACGGGCACCCCCGGCUCAACCACCGCUACCGCGUCUACGGGGGCGUCGUCCCGCGCUGCCCACGCGCCGGGAACACCUGCACUGGGAGCACUGGGAGCACUGGGAGUGCUGGGAGCGCUGGGAGUCAGUGACUGGGAGCACUGGGAUUGGUCACUGGGGGCACUGGUGGCACUGGGCACCCCCGGCUCAACCAUCUCCAGUGCAUUGACGGGGGGGUCACCUCCUGGGAUCCCUGGACCAGUAAAACCUGUACUGGGAGCACUGGGAUCACUGGGAGUACUGGGAUUCGGUGACUGGGAGCACUGGGAUCAGUCACUGGGAGCACUGGGAUCAGUCACUGGUGGCACUGGGCACCCCCAGCUCAGCCAGUGCUACUGGGUCUAUGGGGGGGUCACCCCACUGUGCCCCCACACCAGUAAAGCCUGUACUGGG
Molecule: messenger RNA, 1743 nt
Organism: Corapipo altera (White-ruffed manakin)
Lineage: Eukaryota; Metazoa; Chordata; Aves; Passeriformes; Pipridae
Gene: ADAT3
Product: adenosine deaminase, tRNA specific 3
Exons: 4
Coding region: 6-1442 (478 amino acids)
Cellular component (GO): cytoplasm; nucleus
Molecular function (GO): tRNA-specific adenosine-34 deaminase activity
Source: RefSeq, a predicted model, not a curated record